This is a messenger RNA of Jaculus jaculus (lesser Egyptian jerboa), 1407 nucleotides long. It is a transcript of the gene Mmp8, whose product is annotated as matrix metallopeptidase 8. Lineage: Eukaryota; Metazoa; Chordata; Mammalia; Rodentia; Dipodidae. The record is from RefSeq and is a predicted model, not a curated record. Gene Ontology annotation, molecular function: zinc ion binding; metalloendopeptidase activity. Gene Ontology annotation, cellular component: extracellular matrix. The coding region runs from base 1 to 1407 and encodes 468 amino acids. The transcript has 10 exons. Gene Ontology annotation, biological process: proteolysis; collagen catabolic process; extracellular matrix organization.
AUGCUUGGACUGAAGAUACUUCCAUUUCUGUUCUUACUUCACACACAGCUUGCUAAGGGCUCUCCAGUACAUUCAGAACAUGUGGAGGAUGAAAAUGCAAAAAUUGUUGAGAAUUACCUGAGAAAGUUCUACCACUUAGCAAGCAACCAGUAUCAAUCUUCACAGAAGAGCAAUACUAAUGUGAUUGUUGAAAAGCUUAAAGAAAUGCAACGAUUUUUUGGGUUGCGUGUGACAGGGAAGCCAGAUGCAGAAACUCUGGAGAUGAUGAGAAAGCCACGCUGUGGAGUGCCUGAUAAUGGUGAUUUCACGUUAACCCCAGGAAACCCCAAGUGGAAAAACACGAACUUGACCUACAGGAUUAUAAACCAUACCCCACAGAUGUCGAGGGCUGCAGUGGAAACAGCCAUUGAGAAAGCCUUUCACGUCUGGAGUGUGGCAUCACCCCUAACCUUCACCAAGAUCUCACAGGGAGAAGCAGACAUCAAUAUUGCUUUUGUUCCAAGAGACCAUGGUGACAAUUCCCCAUUUGAUGGACCCAAUGGAGUCCUUGCUCAUGCCUUUCAACCAGGCCAGGGCAUUGGAGGAGAUGCUCACUUUGACUCAGAAGAAACAUGGACUCAAGAUUUCAACAAUUACAACUUGUUUCUUGUGGCUGCUCAUGAAUUUGGCCAUUCCUUGGGACUCUCUCAUUCAACUGAUCCUGGUGCCUUGAUGUAUCCCAACUAUGCUUUCAGGGAACCCAGCACCUACUCACUCCCUCAAGAUGACAUCAAUGGCAUUCAGAAUAUCUAUGGACCCUCAAACAGCCCUAUCCAACCUACUGGGCCAAGCACACCGACAGCCUGCGACCCCCACCUGACAUUUGAUGCCAUCACCACACUCCGUGGAGAGAUAUACUUCUUUAAAGACAAGUACUUCUGGAGACGCCAUCCUCAGCUGCAUCAAGUCGACCUCAACUUUAUCUCUCUAUUCUGGCCAGCCCUGCCCAGUGGCAUUCAGGCUGCAUAUGAAGACAUUGAUAGAGACUUGGUUUUCCUAUUUAAAGGUAACCAAUACUGGGCUCUGAGUGGCUAUGACAUUCAGCCUGGUUACCCCAAGCAUAUAUCAAACUUUGGCUUCCCAAGCACUAUCCAAGCAAUUGAUGCAGCUGUAUACUACGGAGGCAAAACCUACUUCUUUGUAAAGAACCAGCUCUGGAGAUAUGACAACCAAAGGCACUCUAUGGAACCAGGUUAUCCCAAAACCAUCUCAAGUACCUUUCCAGGAAUAGGAUGCAAAGUUGAUGCAGUUUUCAUGCAGAAUUCCUUAUUCCUUUUCUUCAGUGGACCAAGAUAUUAUGCCUAUGACAUCACUGCUCAUAGGGUCACUAGAGUUGCAAGAAGCAACUUAUGGCUCAACUGUAGAUAG